GUUUAGUUCUGUUUCUCUSAUGUUGAUAAGRCAUACGUAUUGCAUUGAGUUGGUUGGUCCUAAAAGAAGAACUACUGCAGGUAUGGCAAGUASUCUUGUAUGGAAGGUUGGCGGAGCGUUUCUUGUAUUUCUGGYCUGGCUAUUCUCACAUUGGAGACAUCUUGUGAUUGCUGGMAGCGUUUCGGCAUUUCUUUUUCUUCCUCUUUAUAGAAUCGUCCCCGAGUCACCUCGCUGGCUUGUCGCUAAUGGUAAACUGGACGAAGCGGAAGYUGUCCUCGUAAAAUUUGGAGCUAAGCGCAAGAAGCCUUUGGACACGUUGAAACUUAGCUCGACACUGGAAAARGUCMGAGAAGACCAACUAGCACGUAAAAAUCGACAAACGUAUCAUGUAAUUGAUAUGUUUAGAACACCACGAAUGAGAAAGUUUACAUUGGUUGUUUGUUUUAACUGGUUUGUUGUGUCCUUGGURUAUUUUGCUAUGUUUUUGUAUGUAACAAGGCUGUUUGGCAACGUSUAYUUGAACACAGGAAUCAUGCAACUUACUGAUCUACCAGCGCAAGUUCUAAUGUGGUUGUCUAUUGAGCGGACCAUGUCCCGCUUGAAGCAUUCCUUCCGCCAAUCAAAACUACGAACUUGACGUGUACCAAAUUACUCCAAAUUACUACAGACUACUCCGUUAAAACACGGAUUCGAGGAAGAAAUCACAAAGACGAGUGAGGUCGGAGUUUUAAUUGAUGUGAGCAAUCUAACAGCAACGACAAAGAAUGCUCAGCUUUAGAUGGUAAGAGCUGUAAUAUUUCGAAAAUGGCGCGAUCGACUCUCAAGAAAUUUGUGGUGAGCUGAAUCCUCAUACGCCAAAAUCCUAGUUAAAUGUGAAUCUUGUUUUUUUGUUUUCCGCUGCAGUAGUAAUGGCUACCGUGUAUAAUCGAAGUACUUCUUGAAAUGCGAGGAUGUGUUUAAUGUACGUGUUGGCAUUUGUGAUUUCAGUUUUGGGCGUCGCAUCACCUUUAUCACCAUCAUGUCCCUUUGUGGAGUAGUUCUUGUUGUAUUGCCAUUUGUCCAAGAAGAUUCCCCAAGARCCGGGACAGCGCUUUCAAUUGCAGGAAAGAGUUUGAUGGGCGCUCAGUUUGCCUUGG
Exaiptasia diaphana is the source of this 1136-nucleotide messenger RNA. Its product is annotated as solute carrier family 22 member 2. Gene Ontology annotation, cellular component: membrane. Gene Ontology annotation, molecular function: transmembrane transporter activity. Lineage: Eukaryota; Metazoa; Cnidaria; Anthozoa; Actiniaria; Aiptasiidae. Gene Ontology annotation, biological process: transmembrane transport. The record is from RefSeq and is a predicted model, not a curated record.